Linderina pennispora is the source of this 560-nucleotide messenger RNA. RefSeq lists its product as uncharacterized. The transcript has a single exon. Lineage: Eukaryota; Fungi; Kickxellomycota; Kickxellomycetes; Kickxellales; Kickxellaceae. The annotation marks the transcript as partial. The record is from RefSeq and is a predicted model, not a curated record.
CCACAUAUCUGACCUUUCAUCAAUCCCCAGACGAAUCAGCACUCGAACCAUGCAGCUCUCAUUCAUCAGUAACCGCUAUUGGAUUCUUCACUACUGCUCUUGCUACGGACGCAUCCGAUGUUAGCCACCCACCGCAUCCGUACUCAGCCCUCCCUACCCAUCCCAUCGACCCGGCUCACCAGACACGCCCGGUGUUCCUAAUUGUCCCGCUACAUGCAACGCAUACCGGGGACAUUCCCGAACAUACCGGACUUUAUUGAUAUUGGCCUUGGCCUAGGUCUGGAUCUGGGGCUUGGUAUACAUCUCUAAAUAACCGUUGGUAGCCAUGCUGGUUGCAUUAAUAAUCAAUACAGGUAUCAACAUCCUGCUGUACAUGAGAUGGAUAAACACACUGCAAUGACGCAAUGAUUAUGUAUAAUACCAUUUUACUGACAAAUAUAGUCCAGGCUAUCCAUCAGCAGGCAAUAGCAUGGCACAUAUAGCAUUAAAGGAAAUAUUCCAUAAAGCAUCUGUACUGUAGUGUGCAUUGUUAGUGGGACGUUCACCAGGAUUGAUUCAAU